AGCGGCGCGGCCCUGACCCUGGAGACAAGGCGCGGUUCGGGCUCAGAUAUCUCGAUGCGCACACGACCAGGACAACUUCGCUUUGCUGCAAACAGUCUGCUGGUUUCUGAUUAUUACACGAGAGCUCAAGAGAAUAACGAUGACGGGCCCGCUUAUACUUGCAGACCACGUAAUCCCGCUGGCUGACCUCGACGCGCAGACACGGGCGACGAAAGAGGUCUUGCGCGUCGUCUUCCCGGCGUGGGAUAUCGACAAUAUCAAGGUCACCUCCUUGACUGGUGGAAUCACCAACUGCCUCCUCAAAUGCAUCUACAAAGCCGGGUCGCCCGCCGAGAAGAUAGUCCUCGUCAGAGCCUACGGCCGAGGAACCGGCUCCAUCAUCGACAGAAACAGGGAAUUCUGCACGCACGUCCAUCUCCACUCACAAGGCCUGGCACCGCCCCUCUACGCCCGCUUCAAAAACGGCCUCGUCUACGGCUUCAUCCCCGGCCGCGCGGUCGACUACCAGGAACUCAGUCACCCGCUCAUCAUGAAAGGCGUUGCCCGAAUGCUCGCGCGCUGGCACACCGUUCUCAGCGCGGCCUCGAUCAAGUCGCUUAUGGCCGAACAACCCCCCUCCUCCUCCUCCUCCUCCUCCUCCUCCUCCUCAUCCUCCAACAGUCACAAAGAACAGCAGUCAGAGGCAGUCGACGAUAUAUGGCAGCUCUGCAGCAAAUGGAUAAAUAACCUCCCGACCGACACACCCGAGCAGAUCUCCCGCCGUGAACUACUCCUCAAAGAACUCACAUGGGCCAAAUCCGAGAUCGAGCACAAAGGCGGCACGACCGUCGUCGCCCACUGCGACCUCCUCAGCGGCAACGUCAUCGUCCCUAAAGACUGGCGACCACCACCACCACCACCCUCCUCCUCCUCUACAGACACUGACGCCGCCUCGCCACCUAUCACAUUUAUAGACUACGAAUACGCACUGCCCACCCCGCGCGCGUUCGACCUCGCAAAUCACUUUAUGGAAUGGCAAGGGUUUGACUGCGAUGUGUCGCGCAUUCCUAAAGUCGGCAGUCCUAUCAUGCGCAAGUGGGUCGCUGAAUAUCUCGCCGGCACAUAUACAUACUCAUCCUCCUCCCCCUCUUCCUCUUCAAACGGACACAGCAAACAGUCAAGUACAACUACCAUCGACGCUGCAGAAAUAUCCGAAAAAGCCAUCGAUGGCGCGAUAUCCGAAGUCGACGCCUGGUGGGGCAUGCCCGGCUUCUACUGGGGCAUCUGGGCAACGAUCCAAGCAGUGAUCUCCACAAUCGACUUUGACUACUCCAAAUACGCCGAGCAGCGCUUGUCGGAGUACUGGUCCUGGAAGGAGAACUAUCUUGCUAAACAAAAACAGCGCGCGUCAAAUCUCUAAAUAGAUAUUUUAUUCACCUCGUCAUCUAUAAAAACCUUCCUCAUCAGUCCUUUACAGCAUCGGUUGUUGUACAUUUGUAUAGUUUUCUUUCUAAAAUUGCUAGAAGCAUGUGCGUUGGUGUGAAUCUAGGUGUUGGUCAAUACAUUUUCGACUUUUUUAAGAGCCCUGCAGGAAUUAUUGCAUAUCCUGAUCCCUUUGAUAUUUCAUAAUUGUAUAUAGUCGUUGGACGAUUAUUAUAAGUAAGGGCGAGUAAGAUAGUCAGUAGUGAGGAUUGAAUUGUUAUGCACAAUAGAUCGCGAACUCUUGUGUCGUCGACUUACACAAUCGUCUGUGAUCUUUCGAUCUUGACAUCUGAACCAGUUUUGGAAAUAUAAUAAGAG
This is a messenger RNA of Myxozyma melibiosi, 1779 nucleotides long. RefSeq names its product kinase-like domain-containing protein. The record is from RefSeq and is a predicted model, not a curated record. The coding region runs from base 140 to 1399 and encodes 419 amino acids. The transcript is spliced from 4 exons. Gene Ontology annotation, cellular component: cytoplasm. Lineage: Eukaryota; Fungi; Ascomycota; Lipomycetes; Lipomycetales; Lipomycetaceae. Gene Ontology annotation, biological process: phosphatidylethanolamine biosynthetic process. Gene Ontology annotation, molecular function: ethanolamine kinase activity.